AUGAUAGCCAGCCUUGUUGCCCUUGUACGUUCGGUACAACGAAUUGCUGAAGGCCCGGUGGACACAAGUGCUCGAAUUGGCAGUACAGUGUCGUUAAAAUGCCGUGUUGCAGAUCAGGAUGGAACAGUUAUGUGGACGAAAAACGGUUUUGGUAUUGGCGAAGAUCGAAAUCUAAGUUUCUUCGCGAACUACUGGUUAGAGGGCAGCCAGGCUAAAGGGGAAUAUCAUCUAAGAAUAGCAAAUUUGACUAUGAGUGACGAAGCCGUCUUCAGAUGUAGUGUUUCAGCAACCAAUAGAAGUCAACUAGCACUUUCUAGAGAAGCCAGGCUAACAGUUUUGGUGGAACCUGAACCACCAAAAUUUCGCGAAGAAGUGUCUGCGAUAGUAAAAGUUAUUGCUGGAAGACCAUUUGAUAUUUCAUGUGAAAGCUUAAAUGGUAAACCAGAAGCACAGAUUAACUGGGCUUUAUUUACGCAACGAGGUUCGGUUAAAGAAUGGAUCUGGCUUGGCAACGAAACAUUUUCAAAGAAAGCUGAAGAGUUUGAAAAUUCAAAACAAAGUAUUCGGGAGGAAGCAAAAGUGAUAAAACGAUCGUCCAGAACUCGUGAUGGGAAAUACAAUGUUGUCAGCAAUCUGACGUUUAUUUCGAUACCGGAGGAUGACGGAACCUAUUUAAUGUGUUUAGCAGACCAUGAAACUUACGAUAAAAUUCUUCCUGUUAGUGUUAAACUUGAUGUCAAUUAUCCGCCAAUGGUGAAGCUUUCGUUGGCGAACAACACAAAGUUAAUCGAAGGUCAGAGUGCAACUUUGAUUUGUGAAGCAAAAGCGAAACCAGCAAAAUUCCUAAAAUACUUCUGGUAUAGGAAUGGAACAAGAAUUGCUGUCGCUAAUCCAAAUGUAAUUGUUUACCUAUUCAAGAAUUUAUUCUUAAUUAUGUUCAGCCAAAAGGCUUAGUA
Messenger RNA from Enterobius vermicularis (human pinworm), 956 nucleotides. NCBI's taxonomy places the organism in Eukaryota, Metazoa, Nematoda, Chromadorea, Rhabditida, Oxyuridae. The record is from the annotation of a GenBank genome assembly.